AUGGGGGAGUGCGGGGUGGCGGCCGGCGCCCAGCUGCUGCUCCGCGCCUGCGACCAAGGCGACUGCGAGGGCGCCCGCCGGCUGCUGCUGGGCCCGCCGGCGGCCUCCGGGGCCGGCGAUGAAGCGGCGGCGGAGCCCGGCAGCUGCGCCGCCGCGCCCGGCGGGUCUGGAGCUGCUGCGUCGGGCCUGCCGCCGGGCUCGGUGCCCGUGGACUGCGCCGACGAGGCCGGCAACACGGGGCUGCAGUUCGCGGCGGCCGGCGGCCACGAGGAGCUGGUGGGCUUCCUGCUGCGGAGGGGAGCCUCGGUGCAGAGCCGCAACCACUGCGGCUGGAGCCCGCUCAUGCAGGCGGCCAGGUUUGGACAUCUGACUGUGGCUCGCAUCUUGCUAGAAAACGGCGCUGACCUUAAUGCACAGAACAAACUGGGAGCCAGCGUACUUACAAUGGCUUCUAGGGGUGGUCACGUCAGUGUGGUGAAGUUGUUGCUGGAAUCGGGCGCUUACGUUGAUAAUUACGACCACUUGAGUACUAGCUGGGAUAACAACAAAGAGGAAUUGCCAGCUAUCACCCCCCUUAUGGCAGCUGUCCAGCACGGGCAUGAGGCAGUGGUCCAUCUUCUGUUGGACUGGGGAGCGGAUUGUAAUUAUACUGUGAAAACGAUGGGUUGGACUCCCCUAAUGUUGGCGGCUGUUAGUGGAAGAGUGAGCUUGGCUCAGCAGCUUAUGAACAAAGGAGCCAAUCCCGAUCAUCUGAACACACUGCAUAAAACACCAUAUGAAAUAUCUGUUGACUUCAAACAUGAAGAUAUGAUGGAUUAUUUGGCACCUUUAACAACAGUUAGACCUCAAACAGAUAAACAGAAGAGGCAACCAGAUAUCUUCCAUGCCUUGAAAAUGGGGAAUUUUCAGCUGGUUAAAGAGAUUACAGACGAAGACCCUGCACAAGCCAAUGUAAUUAAUGAUGAUGGUGCUUCUCCACUGAUGAUUGCAGCUGUAACUGGACAGUUGCCUCUUGUACAGCUGCUUGUUUCAAGAAACGUGGAUAUUGACAAGCAAGAUACUAUCCAUGGCUGGACAGCACUUAUGCAGGCCACAUAUCAUGGAAAUAAAGAAGUUGUUAAGUAUUUAUUAAAUCAAGGAGCUGAUGUCAACCUGCGUGCCAAAAAUGGAUAUACAGCCUUUGACCUGAUAAUGCUGCUGAACGAUCCAGAUGCGGAACUCGUGCGGUUGCUAGCCUCAGCCUGCAUGCAAGUUGAUAAGGAAAAGAGCAAGCAGAACAACAAAUCAGCUGUGACUUCUUCAAGAAAUAAGCAAACUGUAGAUAUUCCAGUGUUGCCUGAUGACAAGGGAGGACUGAGGUCAUGGUGGAACAGGAUGUCCAAUAGAUUUCGCAAGCUGAAGUUGACCCAAACUUUAAAUCAUGGAUUCUCCAUCAAUCCAGCUGUACCUUUUCCAGAAGAGUCAGCAUCGCCAUUUGAUUGCACAAUGAAGGCCACGUUACCAAGUGAUAACACUGUAAAUUACGAUGCCAUUACAGCUUGGGCAACAAAGAGCAAGGCUAAUGGUAUAGGAAGCACAAAGGGAGGAAAGGAUGACGAAUUGCUGACAACAGUGCUAAGAAGUGGGGCUCCAUUUACAAGGCUGCCUAACGACAAACUGAAAGCUGUUAUUCCACCUUUCUUGCCCCCAUCAAGUUUUGAGCUGUGGAAUUCUGACAGGACGCAACCAAGCAAGGAUGGUAGCAGAGAGCAGACAAGGCUUGGCCUUCCACACCGAGCGACCAGUCCUGACAAUAAUGGCGGCGGAAGUUCCGACAAAGGAAGAGAAGCAUCCUUAAGUAGAGGAACGAGACCCAUUAAACUAUCAGCCUUUGCAAGAAGACCUCCUACUCCCUCCACCUCAAGCAACUUCAACCAUUCCCCCCACUCUUCUGGUGGAUCUAACAGCAUAGCCGGAGUUAGCAGACAUGGUGGAGAAAUGCAUAAUAAAUCAGGUGGCAGUGCCGAUAGUGUUUUGUCUCAAAUUGCUGCUCAGAGGAAGAAAGCUGCUGGUAUUCCUGAACAUAAACCAAGCCAACAGCAAGUGCCAAUAGGCCCAGCUCCUUCACCCUGCCCUCCUGACGUGGAAAGUGCACAGACCAUUGGCAAUGGACACAUUUUAAAGAAGUUGGAUGUGAACAAAAAGCCUCCAUCUGAAAAUUCGUCUACUUCUAAAAGCACAUCCCCAACUCUUACGCCGUCACCAUCACCAUCUGCAUCCCCCAAGGUUCAAAGUGCAGAGUCCUCGCUCUCCUCUUCUCACAGGCAAGGGAAAAGUAGCGGUGGCUCCAGCAGUGGAACUUUGACAGAUGAAGAUGAACUCACAGGCAUCCUUAAAAAACUCUCACUGGAGAAGUAUCAGCCUAUUUUUGAAGAGCAGGAGGUGGAUAUGGAGGCUUUUCUCACCCUCACGGAUGGUGAUUUGAAGGAACUGGGAAUUAAAACUGAUGGUUCUCGACAACAAAUUCUGGCAGCUAUUUCAGAGCUGAAUGCAGGAAAGGGCCGAGAAAGAAAAAUUUUACAGGAGACCAUACACAACUUUCACUCUUCCUUUGAAAGCAGUGUUAGCAACACUAGCCCUGGAAAACCUCAGUCACCUGGUUGCUGGGUGAGGCCACAAGAACCUUCUCCUACUAAGAGGUAG
Molecule: messenger RNA, 2682 nt
Organism: Podarcis muralis (Common wall lizard)
Lineage: Eukaryota; Metazoa; Chordata; Lepidosauria; Squamata; Lacertidae
Gene: ANKS6
Product: ankyrin repeat and sterile alpha motif domain containing 6
Molecular function (GO): protein binding
Source: RefSeq, a predicted model, not a curated record